This is a messenger RNA of Aphanomyces astaci, 1199 nucleotides long. RefSeq lists its product as hypothetical. Gene Ontology annotation, molecular function: GTP binding; GTPase activity. Gene Ontology annotation, cellular component: Gtr1-Gtr2 GTPase complex; nucleus; lysosome. The record is from RefSeq and is a predicted model, not a curated record. Lineage: Eukaryota; Oomycota; Saprolegniomycetes; Saprolegniales; Verrucalvaceae. Gene Ontology annotation, biological process: cellular response to amino acid stimulus; positive regulation of TOR signaling; cellular response to starvation. The transcript has 10 exons. The coding region runs from base 15 to 1073 and encodes 352 amino acids.
CCCUGCUCAGCAUUAUGGACAUGGCGUGGGGCGACAAUUCUUAUGCGGAUGGAUACUCUCUAUCGCAUGGGUUCGAUGACACGGAUGGCGGGUCGUUGAGCGGCGAAAACAAGCCGCGCAUCUUGCUCAUGGGACUUCGACGAAGCGGCAAAUCGAGCAUCCAGCGCGUGGUGUUCCACAAGAUGUCGCCGCAUGAGACGCUGUUCCUCGAAGGAACCAACAGCUUGGACAUCAAGUACAUUGCCAACAAUUCGUUUGUCCAGUUCCAAAUCUGGGACUUUCCCGGCGAUUUCGACUUCAAAGACGACUUGGUGUACGGGGGACAGCUCGUGAACGAGGAAAUGAUAUUUGGCAACUGCGGCGCCAUCGUGUUUGUCAUCGACGCGCAAGACGACCCGUACUCGGAAGCUUUGACCCGGCUCCACGACACGGUCGCGCGCGCGCAUCGGUACAACCCGAACGUGUUCUUCGAAGUGUUUAUCCACAAGGUGGACGGCGACUUGUUCAUUUCCGACGACCACAAGAUUGAUUGCCAGCGGGACAUUCAGCAGCAAAUCACCGAGGAGAUCCAGGACGGCGACUUGGACAUCCACAUGAGCUUUUACCUGACCAGCAUUUACGAUCACAGCAUCUUUGAAGCGUUUAGCAAAGUCGUGCAAAAGCUGAUUCCUCAGCUACCGACGCUCGAGAAUUUGCUCAAUAUCCUCAUCUCGCGGUGCAAUAUGGAGAAGUCUUUUCUGUUUGACGUGGUGAGCAAAGUGUACAUUGCCACGGACAGCAACCCCGUCGACAUGCAGUCGUACGAACUGUGCAGCGACAUGAUCGACGUUGUCAUUGACGUGUCGUGCAUCUACGGCAUGAAGGACGACGGCGACGGAGACGGCCUCGCGUACGACUCGCAGUCGUCAUCGGUCAUUCGACUCAACACGGGCAUGGUGUUGUAUCUCCGUGAAGUCAACAACUACUUGGCGCUGGUUUGCCUGCUGCGUGCUGAGAACUUUACCAAGCAAGGCAUCAUCGACUACAACAUUGACUGCUUCAAGUCUGCGCUGGGCCAGGUGUUCUCCAAGUAAACCAACCGAACGGAUGGAGACAGUCGAGAGAGAUAAAUCAAUAGGUUUAUGAGGAUUAGGACGACUGGUGAUAACAAGAGAAUCAGGUGCUUUUGAACGCGCCAGACGCCAAGACGGCGAUGAGGA